This is a messenger RNA of Triticum aestivum (bread wheat), 4305 nucleotides long. Its product is annotated as G-type lectin S-receptor-like serine/threonine-protein kinase SD2-5. Gene Ontology annotation, biological process: protein phosphorylation. The coding region runs from base 1377 to 3902 and encodes 841 amino acids. The record is from RefSeq and is a predicted model, not a curated record. Lineage: Eukaryota; Viridiplantae; Streptophyta; Magnoliopsida; Poales; Poaceae. The transcript has a single exon. Gene Ontology annotation, molecular function: ATP binding; protein serine/threonine kinase activity.
GGAGGUAGCAUCUAAAAACAUGCUUAACCGAAAAGUCCGUUCAACUGUGGUGUGCUCUGCUGUUGCCAUCAACUUGCUAGGUGGCAGUGUGACACCCUGGACUUCUAAAAGAUCUGUAAGUUCAUGAAUAUAAUUAAUACUAUGACAUGUGAGCCCGCUAAAAUUCAUCCAAAAAUAUGACCAACUGUACCUUGCGCACACAAAAAAUAAGAGCUAAGUGUUCAGUUUAAAGUGUUCAACUCUUAUUUUUUUUGUAAGCUGCAAAUGUUCAAAGUUUGGAUAAAUUGCAGCUUUACAUGGUAUGCUAUUCAUCAUUACAUCCACAAUUCUUGUAUAAGUUCUGAAAACUCCAGGGUGCUUCGAACAACAUGUUGUGCACGCGCAGCCAUGCUCAUGUGAUCCGUUCUAGGCUUCUAGCUAAUAAAACACUAGCAAGUUGUCCUUGAAGGCGCUGCUUCUACUAGAAGUAGAUUUUUGUAUCUGUCACUCAUUAGCUUGUGGUCAAACAAGUAGAAUGGUGCUAUAAAUGCUGGCCAAGGACAACGCCGGUGCCUGAUCGUUUCACUUAUUUUUUAACUCGUCUGAGCCCAUUCUUCUUUUAAUCAUUUGGAAGUUUAUGCAAAUAGAAGUACGAGUUGUUGGCUCCACUCAUGAAAUUUCCUUGGGCUCAGAUCUCUUCUUUUAUUUCCUAUGGAAGUACAUGCUGCUGAAACUUUCCUAGGGAAUUAUUAUGCCACUAUUUCAAACGCCCCUAAAAUGAUUAUUCCAACAUUUUCACUGAAAUUAAGUUGAUUCAACGACUGAUGUGGUCAACAAAAUUUCUAAGAAGACGUGUUACAGAAAAGUAGUACUAAUCAUAUCCAGAGAUUUCAAAGCAUUUAAGGAACCUACUUUUGGCUAGUCAAUGAAGAAAAUUGGCUGGUUUCUGGUAGGGCCAUUGAUUUGAAAUGUAUCUUUUUUAUAUGUAAAUAUACUGUAGUUUGCAAUCGAUAGUUAGGCGAAAAUCAAGGAGUCUUUGGAGAACCUGCAUGGUUCUCUCUUUUUUGGCCGUGUGUCAUUGUUAUCUGAUCUGCUAUGCCAGACUGUAUACCACUCAUCCCCAAGUUCCCAAGUGGCUCUUGUUCACUUCCAUUUGCUCCUUACGUUCGUUGCUAUCUCCCAAUCACUUUUUCUUGCUCCAUCCCUCCAAAAAUUUCUGUUCUUGCUUGCCUCACCUUCAUCCUCUUGCAGCUCGCCUAUACAAUCUUGCCCACCGCAAGCAUAGCAGCGACACCACGGCCCCCAUGCCAGCAUGUGUGGAGAGACUAGCAGGGCCUAAAGGGCGACGUGUUCUGCCAUAUAGAACCAACCUGUUGAGUUGAAUUAUUGGUGUGGCCAUGUAUCCUCCAAAGAUCUUGAUCCUCCUUUUUGUUCUCCUUUCGACUUUUUCUUCUUCCAGACUUGCGAUGAACAAAUCCUUUGCUUUGGGUAUUGAGAUUGGCACCAUAUGGCGAAAUAAUCCCUCCCUUCUACACAACGAUUAUCCAGAAGACGAAUUCUCCCUGCGCAUCAUCCUCCCUAAGGAUGCCACGUUUUUUACUACAAACUCGAGCUCAGAUCUUGACAGCCUUUCAUUUGCCUGCGGAUUCUUCUGUGCAGGGCCUGUAGCUACCUGUGAUGACUACAUCUUUUCCAUCUUUGUUGUCAAUACCUACAGCUCCAGUGAUGCUGUGUCCUUUAACGCGCCCAAGGUGGUCUGGUCUGCCAACCGUGACCGCCCAGUCAAAGAGAAUGCUAAUGUUCAACUUACUGAACUUGGGGACUUGGUGCUCUAUGAUUCUGAUGGAGCACAUGUUUGGUCUACCAAUACUGAAGACAUGUCAGUUGCUGGCAUGAAUCUUACGAGUGCAGGCAAUCUGGUGCUGUUAAAUCAGUCAAAUAUGCAACUCUGGAGGUCCUUCGAUCACCCAACUGAUACACUUGUCACCGGGCAGAUUCUACCAGAAGGGCAGAAGCUCAUUGCAAUGACCUCAGUGGCAAACUGGUCAAGUGGAAAUUUUGAUCUCACCGUCCUCCCUGAUGGUAUGUAUGCAUUUGCAGGAACUGAUACUCGUCUAGCCUACUAUCGGAGCCCCACCGGUGGAACUGUGACGACAAACAGGUCAGCAUACGUUGCACUCAAGAAUGGCAGUCUGGAGGUGUUCACUAAUUUUCGGGAUACAGAGGCACCAGAUUACCAGAUCCAGCUGCCCAGGGAUAACUAUGGGCUGGGCUUUGUGAGGCUAGAUUUUGAUGGGCACCUUAGGCUAUAUCUUUGGACAAACAAUAGCUGGGUGAGUUCAGAUGUUUUUGACAUAGCUGAUCCUUGUGCUUAUCCUCUAGCUUGUGGCGAAUAUGGUAUUUGUUCGGAUGGACAGUGCAGUUGUCCCGAUGCUGCCAUUGGGCAAUCAGGAUUGUUUGAUGUAAUUGAUCCAAGGGAGGUUAAUCAUGGCUGCUUGCCAAUAGGUUCACUAUCCUGUGAUUCGGCACGGAAGCCUACACUUCUUUCCCUUCCCAACAUCACGCGCUUCAACGGUGUCUACAAUUGGACAACAAGUGAAGAGCGAUGCAAAUUAUCAUGCUUGAAUGAUUGUUCGUGUAAGGCUUCAUUCUUCCAGCAGUAUGACACCUCCACUGGUUUCUGUUUUCUUGCAUCUGACAUAUUCUCCAUGAUAAGUGUAAAUUCCCCAAGUUACUCAAGCAAUUUUAGUUCUCUGGCAUUUGUUAAAGUUAACGGAGCUACCCGGAACUUUGUGCUAUCUCAAGGAAAAUUAACCGUUGCAUUGGCCGUUGGUUCUUCAACUUUUAUUGCUUUAGUUGUUGUUGCAGUGCUUGUAGUUUUACGAAGAAAUAGGGCAGAACCAUUAGAAGAUGAUGACAUUAUCGAUCAGUUACCAGGGCUACCUGCAAGAUUUUCUUUUAUGGAGUUGAAGUCAGCAACUGAAGAUUUCUCAAAAGUGAUUGGGAAAGGAGGAUCUGGUUCUGUUUUUGAAGGACAGAUUUGUGAUAAGCAGGUUGCUGUGAAAAGAUUGGAUGGCAUUAAUCAAGGAAAAAGGGAAUUUUUAGCAGAGGUUCAGACUAUUGGAAGCAUCAACCACAUAUAUUUGGUGAGGCUAAUUGGAUUUUGUGCUGAAAAGUCGCAUAGGCUUCUUGUCUAUGAAUACAUGCCAAAUGGAUCUUUGGAUAGGUGGAUUUUCCAAAGGCACCAAGAAGCACCACUUGAUUGGAAAACCAGAUUGAGGAUCAUCACUGAUGUAGCAAGGGGACUGGCUUAUCUUCACAGUGACUGUCGGGAAACAAUCGUUCAUCUAGACAUCAAGCCACAAAAUAUCCUUUUGGAUGAGCAAUUCACUGCCAAGGUAUCUGACUUCGGGCUUGCCAAGCUAAUUGAUCGUGAACAGGGAAGUGUCAUGACUAGAUUGAGAGGCACACCAGGUUACCUGGCUCCUGAGUGGUUGACAUCUGUGAUCAACGAGAAGGUUGAUGUGUAUAGCUUUGGCAUUGUUAUCAUGGAAAUUAUUUGCGGUAGAAGUAAUUUGGAUUACUCACAGCCUGAAGAAAGCCGUCAUCUCAUCAGCAUGCUGCAGGACAAGGCCAAAACUGACCAGCUGUUGGACCUUAUCGAUCCACGCUCCACUGAUAUGCAAUGUCAUUUGGAUGAAGUGUCGCGCAUGAUGAAUCUGGCAAUGUGGUGCCUGCAGGUUGAUAGCCGUCGACGGCCUUCCAUGACCGAAGUUGUGAAAAUCCUGGAUGGUGCAAUGGAUGUUGAAACCGAACUUGAUUUGGACCUGGUAAAUCUGGAACUAAUGGUGGCAAAUAGAGCGGUUCGUGGGAACAUUGCCGCAACUCUGCAGAUAGACUCCGUCCUUUCAGGGCCACGGUAAACGUGAGCUCAAGGUUUCGGAAUUGGCAUUCGUCCUGUGCAGCAUCCAGGAUUUACAUCCAAAAGUUGUGACAUAGACAUCUCCUGGUAUCAAUAGUUACAUACUAUAAUGGCAAAAAAUUGCACUUCCCAGGUUACAUUAUUAUUUUUCUUUCUGAACACUGUAAUUCCCUGAAGUUUGAUCUGUGUGCAUCUGUGGCGAGCUUCUAAUCAUCUCAAUGAGCAUGGGUUUCAGAUCGAUGCACCAAAACCCGUUUCCUCGAAAUAGGCCACUUUCUGUGUUGCAAGUUUCUCUUGAAGGAGGGCGCUGGCAGGAAUUUUUACUGCAGGAUUAUUUUGUCGCCUGAUGAUGUUCCUCCAGUCUUGUAUUCUACCUGUAAACUAACUUGCUCUAGAUCCACAUA